UUCAACAACUGAGCAGCGCCUGACCUGGCUGGGCCGAGCUUGCAAGCCUGAUCUGGCCCUGGAACUUGAGGCUAAUUUGACGCUUGUGCGAUGAGCCUGAUCUGGCUGUCAAGAUCUGCACCUGAUCUGGCUCCUCCCUUAUUCUGAGCCUGUUUUGGUCCGGGGGUUCAAGCCUGAUCUGGAAUUGGGCGCUGGGCUUUUGAGUCUGAUGUGGCUCGCAGCCCUGAUAGGAAAGUCAGCUUGCCAUGAGAUGGCAACAUGAUCUCCACAGGACCAUGUCAGCGGGGCAGUGUUCUUUGGGCAGAGUCCUGUGCUAUUUGGAGCAUCGUCGGAAAAUUCGGAAUGGCUGUUCCACUGGUGCUGCAUGUGGAAUUCCUGGCAUUGUUACAAAGGGCAUGUUAUUACAAUGCAUUAUUCAACAUGUAACAGUGGUAGUGUUGUAGCAAAGACCCUCCCUUUGAACGGAGAAUUCUGUUUAUCGUCUUGGAAAAUUAGAAAGAAAAACAAAGGCACCACCACCAUUGUUUGGAUUGUUACAAUGACACGGAGUUUUACGACGAUGGUGCUUUGAGAAAGAGCUACAGUACACCUACGGCAGAUGCAUGCAUCUGACUGGUUCUGUCACCCUGAUGGCACCUUCUAUGUGCAGAUUGGAUGAACACGGAAUGUAAGAGCAUCAGCGCUGCAAUUACAUUGAGAUAUUUUUAAUGGAUAUUGAUCCACACCACCUGCUGUCACAGACACGGUGUCUGUCUGCAUCUAAAAGGAGCAAUGAUGUUUGCAAGCAACAGGGAAUUGAUUAUGUCGGUAGCGCACAGAAUAAUGAACUAAAGCGCUUGUGUACAAUAGUAUACGACACCUUCAAGGUACUUCUGUUGCAUACGGACAGCGGCCCACCCGCAGAUAUGUCACCACAAAUCAAGUGUAAAUUUGAAGCCUGCACAGCC
Molecule: messenger RNA, 947 nt
Organism: Coccomyxa subellipsoidea C-169
Lineage: Eukaryota; Viridiplantae; Chlorophyta; Trebouxiophyceae; Coccomyxaceae
Exons: 1
Coding region: 259-426 (55 amino acids)
Source: RefSeq, a predicted model, not a curated record